Molecule: messenger RNA, 741 nt
Organism: Phanerochaete carnosa HHB-10118-sp
Lineage: Eukaryota; Fungi; Basidiomycota; Agaricomycetes; Polyporales; Phanerochaetaceae
Exons: 4
Coding region: 1-741 (246 amino acids)
Molecular function (GO): iron ion binding; monooxygenase activity; heme binding
Source: RefSeq, a predicted model, not a curated record
AUGCGCCGCAUUGGUAUGCAACUCAUCCGGGAAAAGAAGGCGGCGAUCAUGGCAGAGACCCUCGAGAAGGGCCAGGGAGUCGAACGCAAGGACAUAAGGGAGCGCGAUUUGCUCACGCUUCUCAUUCGCGCAAACAUGGCGACGGACAUCUCCGAGGACCAGCGACUGACCGAUGACGAAGUCCUUGCACAGGUCCCGACGUUCAUCGUCGCUGGCCACGAGACGACGAGCACGGCGACAACCUGGGCGCUGUUCUCGCUCAUUCAACGGCCUGACGUGCAGCGCAAGCUGCGCGAGGAGCUGCUGCAGGUGGCCACGGACAGUCUGGCGAUGGACGAGUUGAAUGCACUGCCAUACUUGGACACGGUCGUGCGCGAGACGCUGCAGCGCCACCCGCCGGUGCCAAUGGCGACGCGCCAGGCAUCCGAGAACGACACCAUCCCGGUGGACACGCCAUACAAGGACAGGUACGGCCGGAUGCGUGAGCACAUCGAGGUCAAGAAGGGUGACCUCGUGAUCCUACCUAUUCUGGCCCUGAACCGGCGUAAGGAGAUCUGGGGCGAGGAUGCGCAUGAGUUCAAGCCUGAGCGAUGGGAACAUAUCCCCGAGGCGGCGGCAAGUGUGUCUGGUGUGUGGAGCAACCUGCUCACGUUCAGUGGCGGGCCGCGAGCGUGCAUUGGCUAUCGGUUCUCUCUAGUCGAGACCAAGGCGCUGCUCUUCGCGCUUGUACGCGCCUUCUAG